AUGGACUCGGACGCCACCACCAAAUUCGUCCCUGAGUACAGGAAGACCAAUUUCAAGAAUAAGAACCGUUUCCAGAGCGAUGAAAUCCGCAGACGUCGUGAAAACCAGCAGGUUGAGCUUCGUAAGGCCCGCAGAGACGAGAUCUUGACCAAGAAGCGCAAUUUUGCCGGCCCCAAAGUGCUCGGAAACGACUCCGACGACUCCGACGAUGAGUCUAAGUCUGAUAACAACUUCAUGAACAAGCUACAACAUGAUUUGCCGGUAAUGGUGAAUAAGAUUCAGUCCGACGAUUUGCAGAGCCAGCUGGAGGCAACCAUCGAAUUCAGGAAGAUCCUUUCGCGCGAGCACAAUCCUCCAAUCGAUGCUGUAAUCGAAAGUGGUGUUGUUCCCAGACUGGUGAGUUUCAUGAGUGACACCCCUGAAUUGCUUCAGCUCGAGGCCGCCUGGGCUCUGACCAACAUCGCCUCUGGCAGCUCCAACCAGACCCGCGUGGUGGUCGAUGCCGGUGCGGUUCCACUGUUCGUAAAAUUGCUCUAUUCCCCAUCUGUUGAUGUCAAAGAACAGGCCAUUUGGGCUCUCGGUAACGUUGCUGGUGACUCUUCGGCUUACAGAGACUACGUGCUCAGUUGCGAUGCUAUGGACCCGGUUUUGUCCCUCUUUGCUUCCCAGAAGGCUACGCUCAUCAGAACCGCUACCUGGACUCUUUCCAACUUGUGUCGUGGCAAAAAUCCACAGCCUGAGUGGAGUAUCGUGAGAGCUGCUUUGCCUACUUUGGCCAAGCUCAUCUAUUCCCUUGAUCUCGAAACCUUGAUUGACGCUUGUUGGGCCAUCUCGUAUCUUUCUGAUGGACCACAGGAGGCCAUUCAGGCUGUUGUGGAUGCUAGAAUCCCCAGAAGACUCGUUGAUCUUCUGACCCACGAGUCAAACCUGGUGCAAACCCCGGCUUUGAGGGCAGUCGGAAACAUUGUCACCGGAAACGACAACCAGACCCAGAUCGUGGUCAACUGCGGUGUUUUGACUGCACUUGCUCCUCUUCUGAACUCGUCUAAGGAGACUUUGCGCAAGGAGGCAUGUUGGACUGUUUCCAACAUCACUGCGGGUAAUACCGAUCAGAUCCAAGCCGUCAUAGACAGCAAUCUGAUUCCGCAGAUCAUAAGGUUGCUGGCGACCGGGGAGUACAAGACCAAGAAGGAGGCAUGUUGGGCCAUUUCCAACGCGUCGUCUGGUGGACUGGCCAAGCCGGAGCAGAUAAAGUAUCUCGUGAACCAGGGGUGCAUCAAGCCGCUGUGCGACCUGCUCACACUUGCGGAUUCCAAGAUCAUUGAGGUUGCGCUCGAUGCUUUGGACAAUAUUCUGAAGGUUGGCGAUAUCGAAAAGGAGACCUUGGGGUCUCCAGUAAACCAGCAUGCGAUCUACGUUGAAGAGGCCGGUGGAGCAGAGAAGAUCUUCGAGUGCCAGCGCAGUGAGAACGAGAGAGUUUACCAAAAGGCUUUUGCUAUUGUCGAAAAGUACUUCAGUGCUGAAGAUGAUGAUCUCGACAACGAUGUGGAUGGCCUCAACCCAGAACAGUCUGGCGACGCCUUUGGAUUUGGUAUCGGGUCCUCCCAGAGGGGAGAGUUGGAGUUUAACUUUAACUGA
Kuraishia capsulata CBS 1993 is the source of this 1638-nucleotide messenger RNA. RefSeq lists its product as uncharacterized. The coding region runs from base 1 to 1638 and encodes 545 amino acids. The record is from RefSeq and is a predicted model, not a curated record. Gene Ontology annotation, molecular function: protein binding; nuclear import signal receptor activity. Gene Ontology annotation, biological process: NLS-bearing protein import into nucleus. Lineage: Eukaryota; Fungi; Ascomycota; Pichiomycetes; Pichiales; Pichiaceae. Gene Ontology annotation, cellular component: cytoplasm; nucleoplasm; nucleus. The transcript has a single exon.